Molecule: messenger RNA, 1869 nt
Organism: Solanum stenotomum
Lineage: Eukaryota; Viridiplantae; Streptophyta; Magnoliopsida; Solanales; Solanaceae
Product: E3 ubiquitin-protein ligase UPL5-like
Exons: 3
Coding region: 16-1869 (617 amino acids)
Biological process (GO): positive regulation of protein catabolic process; proteasome-mediated ubiquitin-dependent protein catabolic process; protein polyubiquitination
Molecular function (GO): protein binding
Source: RefSeq, a predicted model, not a curated record
UCUUCUUGCUCAUCAAUGGCGUACCAGUUACCUCACGAAACUAGCACCAAACGCAAGUUCAAUGAUUAUGCCGCUGCCAGCACAGCCAGGAUGAGACAUAACGAAAUCCUCUUCAAUUCUUCUCUGAAAACUCCCAUUCAAUUCUUCGUCCGUAUGUUUUCCGGCGGCAAAACCCUGGUCAUUCAAGCCUAUUCGUCUGAUACAGUUGCAUCAGUUCACUGGAAAAUCCAUUCCAUCACCGGAAUUCGACCAAUCCGAUCGACCUCUGCUGUACCAGCAAUGGAACAGCGAUUAAUCUACCGCGGCAAACAGCUUGAGUUGUCCCAAACGUUAUUGGAAUGUGGUGUACAAAAUGACGAUACCCUGCAACUGAUGAGUGACUUGAAUUUGGUUAUUCAUGACCUCUGCAACUGCAAUGACGACACAGAUAUUAAUGCUAAUGUCACUCGUAUGACGAAGAUGCUUACCGAUUUUCUCGCAAAUACCCCGAAGGAUGGCGCAGAUGGAUCGGAGGAAUAUCUCCAAAUGUUUAUUUACUUCUGUGUUCCUGCGGCCCUGGUAAAACUUUAUAUAUCUCCUUCUGUAAUUAAAAAACAAGCUGCUCAUGGAUGCGUUUGUCAAUUUAUAGAUAACUGUAGGAUACUUUUCACCGAUCCUACAACUGUAUAUAGGCAGUUUGCUCCUAUAUUCUUCGAGUUCUGUACGAUUCUAAGAGGGGCUGCUGGUGUUGAUGAUACUUUAUAUAUAUUUUGCCGUAGUAGUUUAGCUGCAAUGAUGAAGGGGAAUGUCCAUGAUGUUAAGCAUGUGUUAAGAUUGCAGGAUAUUUUCCCUUUUGUUCAUGAGUUGGCAACAAGGUUAUCUCAUGCUUUGGAAUUGAGUGUGCAAUUAGCUGAGUUUAUACAGCUAUCAGAGAGUGAUGUGCGUGAGUUUAUUCAGUUCAUGCAUCGGGUAAAGUGUGCAAUACGACGUCAAAAAGCAUUUGGCAGUCUGGUUAGUUUCCCUUCCUUGAUGCAAGAUGAAGCAGGAAAUGAAAGAUCUGAGAUUAAAGGCGUGCAUCAUGUUUUUUGUGACUUGCUGGAAAAAUCGGAGCUGUGUCUGAAGGAACUGGAACGGCAGCUGGGUUUGGUAAACAUAGGAAGAGGUGAGCCUAUUAUAGGCUAUAACUGUAAGAUACUUUUCACCGAUCCUACAACCGUAUAUAGGCAGUUUGCUCCGAUAUUCUUCGAGUUCUGUACGAAUCUAAGAGGGGCUGUGGGUGUUGAUGAUACUUUAUAUAUAUUUUGCCGUAGUAGUUUAGCUGCAAUGAUGAAGAGGAAUGUCCAUGAUGUUAAGCAUGUGUUAAGAUUGCAGGAUAUUUUCCCUUUUGUUCAUGAAUUGGCAACAAGGUUAUCUCAUGCUUUGGAAUUGAGUGUGCAAUUAGCUGAGUUUAUACAGUUAUCAGAGAUUGAUGUGCGUGAGUUUAUUCAAUUCAUGCAUCGGGUAAAGUGUGCAAUACGACGUCAAAAAGCAUUUGGCAGUCUGGUUAGUUUCCCUUCCUUGAUGCAAGAUGAAGCAGGAAAUGAAAGAUCUGAGAUUAAAGGCAUGCAUCAUGUCUUUUGUGACUUGCUGGAAAAAUCGGAGCUUUGUCUGAAGGAACUGGAACGCCAGCUGGGUUUGGUAAACAUAGGAAGAGGUGAGCCUAUUAUAGGCUGUUGGUCCCAGUAUCUUUUAAUUCUAAAGGAGUUGGAAAGCAUUUCGAAGUUGUAUAAGGGAUUGAAUGAAAUGUUUUGGGAGAAGAUGAGGCAAAGAAGAGUUGCUUUGUGCUUUCUGAUAGAUGCUUCUAGAAGGGAGGCACAAGAACGAGGAGCUUUGCGAGAUGCUCAUUUGUAG